Messenger RNA from Podarcis raffonei (Aeolian wall lizard), 2566 nucleotides. It is a transcript of the gene UBXN10, whose product is annotated as UBX domain protein 10. Bases 642 to 1535 code for a protein of 297 amino acids. Lineage: Eukaryota; Metazoa; Chordata; Lepidosauria; Squamata; Lacertidae. The record is from RefSeq and is a predicted model, not a curated record. Gene Ontology annotation, molecular function: protein binding. The transcript is spliced from 3 exons.
GCGAAGGCCUGGCGUGGGGCUCCCCUUGCCUUACCUGACGCGACCGGGUCGGGACCCGCCACCCGCCCUUUCUCGCCUCGGGAGCGGGGGGCCUCGGCCUCCUCAGCGAGUAGCCCCACAACAGGCCUCCUCCCUAUCGCUAGGUGGUGGGAGAGACCGAGCAUGCGCGCGUAUGAGAUACUUGGUUACAUGACACCAGCCUUUGCCAACUCGGUGCCCUCUUGGAAGUUUUGGACUACAACUCCCAUCUGUGCUGGUGAGCGUUGUUGUCCAAAAGUUCUUCCGGGAGGUUACCGGGUUGGCAAAGGCUGAGUGGCGAACGUGCAUAGAAACUCACGCACACACGGUAUUAGGGCAGUUGCACGCCUUACAUUUAAAAGCGCAUGACUUUACCUUGGAGAAUAUCGGGAAAGGUAGUUUCCCCAGUACAGAACUACAGUUCCCAGCACCCCCUAGCAAACUACAGUUCCCAGGAUUCUUUCAGGGAAGCCACGUGCUUUAAAUGGUUGAAAAUCUGCAACUCCCUGGAGGUGCAGGCGGAGAUCCUCUCAGACUGACUGGCCUGUUUGAUCCUCUGGAGCUUUUGAGCCGUCAGUCCUUUUGAGCCGAUGGAGCAUCUUCUGCAUGUCUCCUGAAAAGCAAUGGCUGCUGCCUCGCACCUGAACAUCUCAUCCUCUGAACGGAAGACCUCCUUUGGCAUUGCGAAGCCUCCCAUCUGGCAGCCACACUCCCUCAGCAUGCAUGUCACCCGGCCAAAAUCUGCAAAGGGGCGCACGAGAUCCAACUUGAAUUACUCCCACAGCAUAGAAGCCUACUCCUACCAGGUGCCAUCGUCUCCUCAGCCAUUAGCUCCCUGUGAAGAAGCUGCAAGUGGCCGAAAGACCUUGUCGACCCAGCAGCUGUACCAACCUGUUCAGGUGUUCCCUGCUGAAAUCCCAGAUCUCCUCCAGCAGGUGCCUAUGAGAACUUCCUCCUCCUUAAACAAGUACAGAGUGCUCCCAUCCAUCAGCAGGAAAGAACUGCGGAAGGGUGCCGUGGAGAUGAUGUCUGAGCAGGCUGGUCAGCUCCAAGGGAGUCCCCAACCAGAAGAGAAAGAGCAAGGCUUCAAAGAGCUUCUUCCCCUGGUGGGGAAAGCCUCCACCGAUAUCAUGGCAAAACACAAAGGGGGCGGUGGAGAAUACGCUCAGAAUCCACCUCCUCUUCUGGAGACAAAGCCCCGAAGUAAAACAAGGGAAGGGGCCCAUCCCGUGCUGAAUUUGGAAGAGCCCAGCGAGAAGGAGCCGAGGUUGCUUCUCGCCAUCAGGUCUCCUUCAGGUCACAGAUUUGAGCAUCACUUCAGGCCGACGGACAGCUUGAAAACCGUCCUUACAGUGGCGGAGCAAAAGAACUCGGUCGUGUACAGACGCUGCAGCAUUGAAACAGUGGAAGUGCCUCGGAGGACCUUCGCAGACCUCACCAAGUCCUUGCAAGAGUGCGGGAUCCCUCACAAGUCAGUGUUGUGUAUCCUGCAGGAGUCGCAAGAGGGGGAGCUGUAAGCAUUCAGAGGCUGUUCUUUGCAUUAAAUGCCAUUGGAGAGUGGAUCUCUAGAUCCAGCUGACGCCUUUUCUCUGGUGUAGCACUCCCCCCCACCCCGCCCACAAGCUCUUCCCUGUGGAGGACCAUUUUGUUUCUUAAGCUUUGCAUUGAAGCUUUGCAUUGAAAACCCCACCCACCCCCUCUCCCAACUUCCCAUAUUCCCCAUUGCAUUUUGUAGGUUUGCUGAGUUUUCAAAAUGGCCUGUUCUCCAGGGAAGUCUUACAAUCCUGAUUCCUUUAUUCCAGUGGAAGGGAUUGGUUUGUGAUAUUUGUUUGGCUCCAGGAAUAGAUCCUUUCCCCACACCAAUGUGAGUUUUAAGAUGAGUGGACGGGGAAAGAUGGAUAUAAAUAGCUGGCCCCCCAGGAAUGUCUCUUGCACAAAUUCCAUUUAACGAUGUUGUCAUCCGUUUGCAAAACUUCUUUUCAGCAGGGGUUGUGCAGGAGAAGGUUCUGGUGAUUGUGACCAAUUCUUCUCUCCACCCCGCCCCUCCCCCAAGUUCUUCCAGUCAAGAUCCAAAUAGUUUUUUGCUUUGAUGGAAGUGCAACUGACCCCAACACUUGCUCUCUCUUGUCCAUGGAAAAAGCCAAGAUUUAUGACAGCUGCAUUAGUUCAGCCUACCAGUUUGUUGCUGUAUUGUUAAUCAGAUGUUCCUUUCACAAGAUUAUGGCACAAAUUAGACUGGAAAGAUCCCAUCUAAGUGGGCUUACCCAGUGCAAAUUUGAAUGUUGAGUGUUGUUUGGUAACAGGUAACAGAACCUUUGCUUUUUUGAAACAAAAAUGAGUUAAUUGCAAACGUGUGUCGAUUUCAGUAUUCUGUUAUCAAUCGAGUUUUGCUUGGGGAUGAGCAAGGGGCUUUUCCUGAAAGCUGCUUUCUCUUUUUUUUUUAAAAAAAAUGAAUCUUAACCUCUUUGUGUUUAUCAAAAUGCCAUUUAUAUUCUUUUUUAAAAAUCUGUGUUUGAAUGUUUUUAAAAAAGCUUUCUGUUCACAUGCA